Acanthamoeba castellanii str. Neff is the source of this 2361-nucleotide messenger RNA. RefSeq names its product FGGAP repeat domain containing protein. Gene Ontology annotation, molecular function: protein binding. Bases 1 to 2361 code for a protein of 786 amino acids. The record is from RefSeq and is a predicted model, not a curated record. The transcript is spliced from 16 exons. NCBI's taxonomy places the organism in Eukaryota, Discosea, Longamoebia, Acanthamoebidae.
AUGAAGAGCCACAGCAGGCGAUUCACUGGCGGGCUGGCACUCCUGGGUGGCCUGCUGGUCUUGCUGCUGUGCGGCUCCUUCGCCGUGGCACAGGAGCCGCGCGUGGACGAGCAACCCACGCAGACCAAGAAUGAGCUUGCCAUCUACGUUCCCAAUCCAUUCCGCGAGAAAACCCCACUCAAUCCUCUCGAUCUCAUCUUUGGAGCAGAGGAGAAGCAACACACAAAGACGGCUGAAGAUGGCACAUGGCACGUCGAUACCGACCUGCUGUGGGAGGUGAGCCUCAGCGGACCCUCGCGCUCCACGCCCAGCAUCGUCGACCUCUACCGCGAUGGCACGAAGCAGGUGCUAGUGAGCGCCGCAUUCAACCACGGCGGCACUGGUCCCGUUUUCAUGGCCAUGCACGACAUUUCCGGCGACGGUCGUGAGGAGGUGGUGACGGUGGGCGAGGACGGGAACAUUCGGGUGUGGCACGAGAGCGGGUGGUCCCUCGCCUAUCCGCCGUUCGAGAUCCCGCACCUGCCCGUCCCGCGCGGCUGGUUCGACGGCCUCGAGUCCCGCAACGUGCUGCCCUCGCUCUCGCUCUACGUGCGCGACCCCGACCGGGCCGCGAAGAAGGUCCACCAGAUCAGCCGCGACUUCGCCACGGGGCUGGGCAUCGGCCUCGACCAGCCGCCCGGCGCGCCGCUCCCGCCCAACCCGCCGGUGCCCAACAUCGGCUCGCCGCCCAGAACAACCUCGCCCGUACCGCAGAGCUCGCCCGGCGCGAGCGCCGUGGAGGCGGAGAAGGAGCCCGAAGACGCCGUAUGGAAGGGAUUCGAGGGCUGGCUACCUGCCGCUGGCAUCAAGAGCCUCGACCUGUUCCUUCCAGUGGACAAGGAGAACAUGAUGGGCGAGCAGCGACUCAAUCGCGUCCGGCCGGCCAAGAAGUUCGCCAUCCCCGAGCCCGACGACAACGUCGUAGUGCUCGACCCGCACGUCCUCGCCGAACCCGUCGUACGCGAUGUCGAUGGUGACGGCCUCGACGACCUCGUGGUCGCCGUGUCCUAUUACCUCUACGCCGCGCGGGCCGAGGAGCAGGGCGCCGACGACAGCAAAUACGCGUCCAGCGGAGUUGUGUGUUUCAACCUCCCCAAUGGCACCCUCAAGUGGCACACCCCGCUCGACCUCUCUUUCGCCGACCGCGCCUACUCUCCCUACCUCACACGGCGCAACCACCACCAGAUCUACGAGUCGCCGAGCGUGGGCGACAUCGAGGGCGACGGCAACGUCGAGAUUCUGGUGGGCACCGGCCUGGGCGUGCUGUACCUGCUCGAGGGCAAGACGGGCAAGGUGAGGGACGACGAUCAGUUCCCGAUCUCCAUGGACAGCAUCCACGGCCGCGUGGCCAUGCACGACGUGGACGGCAACGGCAAGCUCGACAUCAUCGCCAACGACAUCAACGGCAACUUGGCCGUCUUCGACCACCAGGGCAAGGAGCUGUGGAGCGCCCAAUUCACCCCAUCAUCUCAUGUGGGUCCGUCGGUGGGCGACAUUGACGGUGAUGGCCAAAUCGAUAUCGUGCUGGCCACCGAGCUCGGACAUGUGUGGGCCUGGAACGCCAAGACGGGCAAGGUGUUGAAGAAUUUCCCGAUGCGGCUGGAGGCGGGCAUCCACGACCGCCCGCUGUUGCUCCCGCGGACGAGGGACGCCGACGACGGCCUUUUGAUCAUCGUCACGGGCGACAACGGCAUCCUCUACCUCAUCCACCCGCUCACCCCGGCCAUCGAGCGCAUCGACAUCGGCCACUACUCGCUGGGCAUGGUGCUGGCCGACGACCUGCUGGGCAACGGUGAGGUCCACUUGGUGGUGGCCACCACCUCAGGCCGCCUGCUCGCCCUCACAACCUCGCUUCCGCUGCUGCCUCUCGCCGCGGUGCGAGGCAACGGGCAGGGCCGCAUGGGUGGCGAGUACGGCAUCUACGUGGAGGGCGAGAGGUAUCGCCAGGUCACCGGUCGCACUUUCACCGUGCCCUUCCGCAUCAUCGACAACGCAGAGACGCCGCUCGCCCCUUACCAUCUCACCUUCUACGUGGGCGGUAAGAAGGUGCUGGAGACGACCUACGCGGAUCCGGGCGCUUACUCAGUCGCUCUGGACGUGCCAGCCACGGUGAGCAACUCCAUCGGAGUGGAACUGGUGGGCAUGAACAAGGUGAGCGAGGAGUGGCACGACAGCUUCACUAUCCAGUGCAACGCCAACUUCGCGCGAACACUCAAGUGGUUUAUUGUGGGACCCUUCCUGCUGAGCGCGGCGACGCUCUUCUACCAGUACGGUCUGCCCGGAGCGCCGGGCGUAGCCAAGACCAGAUCGUCGCGGUCAUGA